UCAUAGGCAGUACCCGCCUAGCCGCACCUGGGAGAAGCUCGGGUUGGUCUCUGCUAGCAAAGCAGUAGGACGUUGGGUGGUGGCUGGAGAAGGAGGUCUGUGUGGCAGGCUGGGCAGCUAGCUGGGCAGCAGGAGGCGGUGCUUCCCCGCUGGGGCGGACUUGGGCUGUGAGUAGCUCCAGGCCGCCAGGGCAGACGCCUUCGUAGUGCUGGCACCCAUUUUGCCCGCCCGCUGAUGAGAGCCGGGCGCGGCCUACAUGCGUCACGGACAGCUCUUUGAGGCGACUUCGCCGCGAAUAAGGGCCUCUUUUGAAAGUCGGUCCUAAAACAGUUAAGGUUUUGUUUUAUUUUGUUUUAUUUCCAACUCACAGCCCUUGGACCACUUCCAGCUGCUGGCCUGAACCUCCUACCUUCAGUUCUAGUGACCUCGGCUCGGGCUGCCCCUUGGUUCGUCCUAGGCUCACAUCGCGAUCCCUGCUUGAGUGUCCCGGGGUGGGGGACCUGGAAGUUUUAGCCUAGCUGUGCUGGAGGCGGAAUAAUUAGUCCAAGAAACAUUUUAUUCAUUUUUCUGGAUAUGCCACAAAAGGAUCCUUGCCAGAAACAAGCCUGUGAAAUACAAAAAUGUUUACAAGCCAACAACUAUUUGGAAUCGAAGUGUCAGGCUGUCAUCCAAGAACUUCGUAAGUGUUGUGCUCGAUAUCCCAAAGGAAGAUCUCUUGUCUGCUCAGGAUUUGAGAAAGAAGAGGAACAGAACUUGGCAAUGAAGUCUGGAUCCAAGUAAAGUUGUACUGAGAUGUUAAAUUCUGCUUCAUGUUUCCCUCAAGCUUGUUUUAUUUACUGUCCCUCCUUCAAGCUAGGUAGCAGCAAAUGGCAAAUUAAAAAGUCAAUUGUAAGAAUUAGCAAA
Mastomys coucha (southern multimammate mouse) is the source of this 903-nucleotide messenger RNA. It is a transcript of the gene Cmc4, whose product is annotated as C-X9-C motif containing 4. The coding region runs from base 574 to 780 and encodes 68 amino acids. Lineage: Eukaryota; Metazoa; Chordata; Mammalia; Rodentia; Muridae. Gene Ontology annotation, cellular component: mitochondrial intermembrane space. The transcript has 3 exons. The record is from RefSeq and is a predicted model, not a curated record.